CUCAGGAACACCGCGCCGAAGGUCGACCCCAACACUCGCUCGUUCCCCAGACCCAGAGACUCUCUCAUCUUCACCGUCGCCCGGCUGCCUCGAAAGUCUGCACUUCUGCGCAUCCGUCUGGGAACUGGACAGUCCCGUGGAUCGCACCACCAUCGUUCUCGAACGCUAGCCUGCCACACCACCCGUGGCUUCCCGGUUUUUACUGGCCUCGUCGACGUCGUCGCGGCAACAACACCAACCUCCACCCACCCUCCACUCGUUACCGGCACCCACGAAUCCCUACAUCUCCAUCGCAUCCUCGGAGCGCAUACUAUCGCUGAGAUUCCUCGACACCGCUGCUGGUUUGGCCUGUCCCACGUAAUCGUACUCUUCACGGGUACCGCGACUCCCUGAAGGCCUCGCCUUCGUCACCACCACCGCAUCUCGACUUCCUCGACCGCCCGCCACCAUGCUGCGCUCGCUAUCCAGAUGGCCCCUUUCCUUCCUCCUCUCCGCCCUCCUCGCCCUCCUCCCCCUGUCAUCCGCCGAGCGGAUAAUACAGUCGAAUUCUCUCAACCCUUGCCAGGCCAACUCGAGCUUCUCCGCCACCCUCUUCAAUGUCGCCUUCACGCCGGACAACAGGACCCUCACCUUCAACAUCGUCGGUGUUUCUGCUAUCGCGGGCAAUGUCUCCAUAGUCGCUGAGGUCUACAUCUACGGCUACAAGGCCAUCACUGAGAAGAUCGACCCUUGCACGCAGGACGCUCUGAAGGGUCUUUGCCCGAUGAACACCGGCUCGAUUACAAUCAACUCCAACUACCCUGAUAUCAGCAAGAGCGUUAUCAAGCAGAUUCCUGGUAUUGCAUACACGGUUCCUGACUUGGACGCCACGAUCAAGGUCUACAUCAACAGCACUGAUACCAACGAGCCGCUUGCCUGUGUGGAAGCCGAACUCUCCAAUGGACAGACUGUGGAUCACAAAGCUGUCGGAUGGGUCACUGCUGUGAUUGCUGGUAUUGGACUAGUAGCAUCCGCCAUCACCUCUGGACUCGGACACUCCAACACUGCCGCUCAUGUCGCUGCCAACGCUCUUUCCCUCUUUGGCUUCUUCCAGUCUCAAGCUAUGUUCGGUAUCACGGCCGUUUCACAGCCGCCGAUUGUCGCCUCGUGGACUCAGAACUUCCAGUGGAGCAUGGGUAUAAUCCGCGUUGGUUUCCUGCAGAAGAUGGCCACCUGGUACCAGCGCUCUACCGGCGGCACCCCCACGACCUACCUUUCUAGUCUCUCGACGACGUCUGUCGAAGUGCAGAAACGCGGCAUCAACAUCGGUCAGCUCGCCACUCGGGCUCUCGGACGUGUCUACUCAAGGAGCAACAGCGCGGCCACCAACGCCGAGAACCAGAACCGUGUCGUUCUUCACGGUAUCAAGCGUGUCGGAUUCCGCGCUAAUAUCGAGAUUACCAACAUCUUCUUUACAGCCUACGCUUUCUUCAUUAUUUUUGUCCUACUGGUUAUUUUCUGUGUCGUCCUCUUCAAGUUCAUCUGCGAAGGUCUCGUUAAGGCUGGAAAGAUGAAGUCCGACAAAUUUACCGAUUUCCGAAAUGGCUGGAAGACUGUUCUCAAGGGGAUCAUGUUCCGCAUUAUCCUUAUUGGUUUCCCUCAGAUGAUUGUCAUUUGCUUCUGGGAGCUUACCGUUAGGGACUCGGCAGCUGAAGUUGUGCUAGCCAUCUUCACCGUCGUCAUCAUGCUCGCAAUCCUCGGAUGGGCAUCCUCCAAGGUCAUUCGCAUUGCACAGCGCUCAAUCCUUAUGCACAAGAACCCCGCCUACAUUCUCUACUCGGAUCCUAUCGCUCUCAACAAGUGGGGUUUUCUCUAUGUUCAGUUCAAGGCCACCGCCUAUUACUUUAUCGUCCCGUUCUUGAUCUACAUUCUCAUCAAGGGAAUGUUCAUCGGUCUUGCGCAGGGAAGUGGCGUCGUUCAGGCUAUUGCGCUUGUCUUGAUCGAGGCCUCGUUCCUCAUCGGCAUCAGUGUCCUCCGACCGUACAUGGACAAGAAGACGAACGGUUUCAACAUAGCGAUUGCAGCUGUCAACUUCCUCAGUUCCAUAUUUAUCCUCGUCUUCAGCAAUGUCUUCAACCAACCAGGUCUCGCAACAGGUAUCAUGGGCGUCAUCUUCUUCGUCUACAACGCUGCAUUCGCUCUCGUCCUUCUCCUUAUGGUUCUCAUAUCCUCCGGAUUUGCGCUCUUCACCAAGAACCCGGACACCCGCUACCACCCGAUGCGUGAUGACCGUGGCUCAUUCAUCAAGUCGCAAACCCAACUUACUACUGAAUUAGAUGCCCUUGGGGCUACAGCCCGCGGCGAGGGCAAGGGUCAACACAGAUCCAGGACUGGCAUCGAUGAUGAUGACGAUUCCCUUAGCUCUGAAUCAAUGGACCGCACCCACCUCGCAACUAAAGAGGGCAACUUUGGAGCCGAGCCACCUCGUAGCCCGAUCAAUCCAUCGAUGCCUCUGUUCCCCAGCCAAGGCGGAAGCCCGCCAGCAGCAGCCCCUAGCGGACCACCGCCAACGUAUUACAACCGAAGCAACGGUGCCAGCCCAGUUCCGCGAGUACAAAGCUCCCACAGCACCAGCGGAAACUCGUAUCAGCAAUAUCCUCGGGCAGGCAGCCUCCGGAGUGAGGCUACUAGCCAAGGGGGCGCUUUCCGGGCACAGAAUAAUUCGAGCCCGUGGCAACGAGGAGCAGGUUAUGAUCAUUGACGCCAGGAGCAGGAGAAGAUCAUCGAUAUGUACGAUGAUCGGGGAGACCGAAGGAGUCGGUAGAGUAGUUGAAAUAUUAUUCGAUCCUCGACAUGGCAUUGGGAUUGGGACGGAAAUAUCAAAUGGCGUACAAAUGCUUUCCCGCAUAGGCCGAUGCCCAGCGGCAUCGGCCCUCGCGCACAUAGUUUCCCUUUAAUGGUUGUCCACCGUCUUGUUUAAGAGGCGUCACGAAAGGCUUUUUUUGUUUUGUUGCUUUUCUUCAAUUGUUUGGUUCGGUGUAUCUUUGUGGUUCUGAAACUUCUUACACUGCAUGCACGGCUGGUAGUUGCCUGUGCUGGAGAUGGAUCAAGGGAUUGCGCAUUAGCUUCUCCUGG
This is a messenger RNA of Mytilinidion resinicola, 3114 nucleotides long. RefSeq names its product TRP-domain-containing protein. Lineage: Eukaryota; Fungi; Ascomycota; Dothideomycetes; Mytilinidiales; Mytilinidiaceae. Bases 449 to 2740 code for a protein of 763 amino acids. The record is from RefSeq and is a predicted model, not a curated record. Gene Ontology annotation, biological process: transmembrane transport; fungal-type cell wall biogenesis. The transcript is spliced from 4 exons.